AUGGAUGUAACAAACCUCCCGUUGUUGGUUAACACAUUUGUUUAUUUUGUUAUUUUUGUUUGUGGAUUUGCGAUUUCCAUACCAUUAGGAGUUUCACGUAUUAAUUCAGAGGGUUGUUUGCUAUACGCCACGCUCAAACCUCCCGGCUCAAGUAAUUAUAUGUAUUUUUUGGUAUUUAGCAACGAAUCCAACUGUGAAUUUCCGAUCUUUAGUGGUGUAAUAUUUUGCAUCCUUUACGCACUUGGGAUGGCGAUUUACAACUCAUGUACCAUUUAUAAAUCCCAGAAGGACCCAUCCAUUGCGUCCAAGAUGUGUGUGAUCCCAUUUAUAAUGCUUAACUCAUUGGUGACAAUUAUUAUGCUUGUCGCCUCCUGCAUGAUCAGUGUUGGUUUUAAAGAGAUUUGUGACUCUAUGACGAAAGGAAAAUACGAAUACUUUCCCAGUUGUAUAGAGGCAGAAAACCAGAAGCUUGUGAUACCGAUAACAAAGAAAAUAAGUUCUACAGGGCGCUUCUAUACCUUGAUAAAUGUUUCUCAGACUGCAUCAUGGAUUUGUACCAUUUGCUGGCUGAUUCUGGUUCUCUCUGGAAUUAUCCAGUUUGUACUCAAUAGGCGCCUGGAAACUCGGGAAAGUGCGGAAUCCGAUACAGGUAACAGAGCUCUCAUAGGACCGACGAAGUGGUGA
This is a messenger RNA of Saccostrea echinata, 684 nucleotides long. RefSeq names its product transmembrane protein 179B-like. The transcript has 5 exons. The record is from RefSeq and is a predicted model, not a curated record. Lineage: Eukaryota; Metazoa; Mollusca; Bivalvia; Ostreida; Ostreidae. The coding region runs from base 1 to 684 and encodes 227 amino acids.